Lathyrus sativus (Indian pea) is the source of this 507-nucleotide messenger RNA. The record is from the annotation of a GenBank genome assembly. NCBI's taxonomy places the organism in Eukaryota, Viridiplantae, Streptophyta, Magnoliopsida, Fabales, Fabaceae.
AUGGACACAAACAUUGACUCUCCGGCACCGGAAUCUUCGUCGCCGGUUUAUCACCCAUCAGUGGCACCACUCUCUUAUCUUCUCGGAACAUGGAGAGGACAAGGAGAAGGAGGCUACCCCACCAUCAAUUCCUUCUCCUAUGGUGAAGAACUUCACUUCUAUCAUCCACCUAACAAGCCUGUGAUAGGGUACACUCAGAAGACAUGGAAACUCAGUUCUGGAGAGCCUAUGCAUUCUGAGAGUGGAUACUGGCGUCCUAAACCUGAUGGAACCAUUGAAGUUGUCAUUGCUCAAAGCAAUGGUCUUGUUGAAGUUCAGAAAGGGACAUAUAACACUGAAGAGAAAGUGAUACAGCUUCAGAGUGAACUUGUGGGAAAUGCUUCCAAGGUUACAGGGAUUCAAAGAUGUUUUCGGCUCGUAGAAGGGAAUCUUUGUUAUGAGGUUGAGAUGGCUACCAAUACAGUUACCCUUCAGCCACACUUGAAAGCAACACUGAAGAAACUCUAA